Penicillium malachiteum is the source of this 4077-nucleotide messenger RNA. RefSeq names its product aminophospholipid-translocating P4-type ATPase DRS2. NCBI's taxonomy places the organism in Eukaryota, Fungi, Ascomycota, Eurotiomycetes, Eurotiales, Aspergillaceae. The transcript is spliced from 3 exons. The record is from RefSeq and is a predicted model, not a curated record. Gene Ontology annotation, cellular component: plasma membrane. The coding region runs from base 1 to 4077 and encodes 1358 amino acids. Gene Ontology annotation, biological process: intracellular protein transport; post-Golgi vesicle-mediated transport; endocytic recycling. Gene Ontology annotation, molecular function: ATP hydrolysis activity; magnesium ion binding; ATPase-coupled intramembrane lipid carrier activity.
AUGGCCGGUAGGCCUCCCGGAUCGCAUCCAGCGGCUGGCCACGAUGAUGACUUGCUCCUGGACUCUGGUCCAACGUAUAACUCCGGCCAGCCCCCACCCGUGAACGACGAGCAUCUACUUGAACAAUACAACAUUGACGACUCCGACCAGCCCUACGCAGCACAAUCUCGCCCUUCCAUAUCCUAUGAUAGUUUUGUCGGCAGUCGCGCGCAGCAGGCUGGAGCCCAUCAAAAUGUCGCUUCUGGCCCGGCGCAUGCCGCCAAUCCUGGAGUUUACAUGAACGAUCCUUAUGCCGACAAUUCCCACAGCCGAACCUAUUCCCAGACCUCCGGCCUUGAUAACUACCAACGGUACUCCUUUGACGAACUUGAAGAUUCCCAUUCCGGCUAUUAUGAUCUCGAUGCGGACGAAGACAGGAUCUCCAGCGCGCAUCAUGUACGAAAAGCGAACGAGCGGAACAGUAUCAUGGGGUUGGGAGGUGGAAUUAUGGGCAAGGCGAAAUACAUGUUUGGGAUGGGGCCACAGUACUCCGAAAUGGACCUUCCAUUAACGGAGGCUGGAGCCAGAAGAGCCGCAGUCGAAAGCUCUAGUGGAGCGGCAGCUGUACCCAAGACAAAGAAGAAGUUCAGCGCAUCCGAUCUCACAUCCAUAUUUGGACGACGAAAGGUUGACCCCGCAAGCCUGUGUCCUCGUAUCAUCCAAGUCAACAACCCUCCUGCGAACGCCGUGCACAAAUUCAUCAGCAACCACGUAUCGACUGCGAAAUACAACGUGAUCACCUUUAUUCCCAAAUUCCUCUUCGAGCAAUUCUCCAAAUACGCCAACCUUUUCUUCUUGCUCACAGCUGUUCUCCAACAAAUUCCCAAUGUUUCUCCGACGAGCAAAUACACCACUAUUGUCCCGUUGGUUAUCGUGUUAACGGUAUCCGCGAUCAAGGAAUUAGUCGAAGAUUACAAGCGCCGAAUGUCAGAUCGAGGAUUGAAUUAUUCCAAGACGCAGGUUCUUCGAGGUUCUUCUUUCCAUGAAGCAAAAUGGGUGGACGUGGUAGUCGGUGACAUUGUUCGAGUCGAGUCGGAGCAGCCAUUUCCCGCUGAUUUGGUUCUCAUGGCUUCGUCCGAACCCGAGGGUUUAUGUUACAUUGAGACAGCCAAUUUGGAUGGCGAGACCAAUUUGAAGAUCAAGCAGGCUAUCCCCGAAACUGCUCAUCUUGUGAGCCCCAGCGAUUUGGGUCGCCUGGGUGGCCGAGUCCGAUCCGAACAACCGAACAGCAGUCUGUACACUUACGAGGCCACGUUGACGAUGAACGCGGGAGGUGGUGAGAAAGAAUUGUCUCUUGCUCCCGACCAGUUGCUUCUUCGUGGCGCAACUCUGCGUAAUACUCCCUGGAUUCAUGGUAUUGUUGUUUUCACCGGACAUGAGACCAAAUUGAUGCGAAAUGCUACAGCAACUCCGAUCAAGCGUACAGCCGUCGAGCGCCAGGUCAAUAUUCAGAUUCUUAUGCUGGUGGGCAUCCUCGUUGCUCUCAGUGUUGUCAGUUCGGUCGGCGACUUGGUUAUCCGUAAAACCAAAUCCUCGUCACUCGUCUACCUUGAUUAUGGAGAUGUCAAUCUGGUCAAGCAGUUCUUCAUGGAUAUCUUCACAUACUGGGUGCUUUACUCUAACUUGGUCCCAAUCUCCCUCUUUGUCACCAUUGAAAUCGUCAAGUACUUCCAGGCCUAUCUGAUCAAUUCUGAUUUGGACAUCUAUCACCCAGAGACCGAUACUCCUGCGACAUGUCGUACAUCGUCUCUGGUCGAAGAACUUGGGCAGAUUGAGUAUAUUUUCUCGGACAAGACUGGAACAUUGACUUGCAAUCAAAUGGAGUUCAAGCAAUGUUCUAUUGGUGGCAUUCAAUACGGAGACGACGUUUCCGAAGACCGGCGUGUGACAUCUGCUGAGGAUGCUGAGUAUGGUGUUUACGACUUGAAGACCCUUCGCCAGAACUUACAAUCGCACCCUACUCAAGCUCUCAUCCAGCAAUUCCUCACUCUACUGGCUACCUGCCACACAGUCAUUCCCGAACGCAAUGGAUCUGAUCCAAAUGAAAUCAAGUACCAGGCAGCCUCCCCCGACGAGGGUGCUCUGGUGGACGGCGCUGCUUCUUUAGGAUACCGCUUCACAAACCGCAAACCUCGAUCUGUUCUGUUUGAAGCUGGCGGUCAAGAAUUUGAGUAUGAGCUGCUGGCUGUCUGCGAGUUUAAUUCGACGCGAAAGAGAAUGUCGACGAUUUUCCGCUGCCCAGAUGGCAAAGUUCGCAUCUACUGUAAGGGUGCCGAUACAGUAAUUCUUGAGCGUCUUCAUCCAGACAACCCUACCGUGGAGGCAACUCUGCAGCAUCUUGAAGAGUAUGCUUCCGAUGGUCUCCGUACUCUCUGUCUUGCGAUGCGGGAGGUUCCCGAUGAUGAAUUCCAUCGAUGGUGGCAAAUUUUCGAUAAGGCUGCUACUACUGUCGGCGGUAACCGUGCUGAAGAACUGGACAAGGCGGCUGAGUUGAUUGAAAAGGAUUUCUAUCUCCUUGGUGCCACCGCUAUCGAAGAUCGACUGCAGGAUGGUGUGCCGGAUACUAUCCACACGCUUCAGACUGCAGGAAUCAAGAUCUGGGUCUUGACUGGUGACCGUCAAGAGACCGCUAUCAAUAUUGGCAUGUCUUGUAAACUGAUCUCUGAGGAUAUGACUCUUCUGAUCAUUAACGAGGAGUCAGCGGAAGCCACACGCGCCAACUUACAAUCGAAGUUGGACGCUGUCAAGAGUCAAGCGAAUUCUGGCGAUAUUGAGACUCUGGCCUUGGUCAUUGACGGCAAGUCCUUGACUUUCGCACUGGAGAAAGACAUGGAAAGGUUGUUCCUGGAUCUUGCUGUGGUAUGCAAGGCAGUGGUUUGUUGCCGUGUCUCUCCCUUGCAGAAGGCUUUGGUCGUCAAGCUUGUUAAACGCCACCUCAAAUCUCUCCUUUUGGCUAUCGGUGAUGGUGCGAACGAUGUAUCCAUGAUUCAAGCAGCUCACGUCGGUGUUGGUAUUAGCGGUAUGGAAGGUCUCCAAGCUGCUCGAUCUGCCGAUGUGGCAAUUGCUCAGUUCCGAUUCCUCCGAAAACUGUUGUUGGUUCACGGAGCAUGGAGUUAUUCUCGCAUCAGUCGUGUCAUCUUGUACUCUUUCUAUAAGAACAUUACACUGUACAUGACACAGUUCUGGUAUUCCUUCCAAAACGCCUUCUCUGGAGAAGUCAUUUACGAAUCAUGGACCCUUUCAUACUACAACGUGCUUUUUACCGUUCUGCCUCCCUUCGCCAUGGGUAUUUUUGACCAGUACAUUUCCGCACGACUUUUGGAUCGAUACCCCCAAUUGUACCAAAUGGGCCAGAAAGGACUCUUCUUCAAGAAACAUAGUUUCUGGGCUUGGGUUCUCAACGGGUUCUUCCACUCCCUCCUUCUGUACAUUGCAUCGGAGUUGAUCUUCCUUUGGGAUCUACCCAUGUUUGACGGUCACACGGCCGGUCACUGGGUUUGGGGCGAGGCACUAUACACUGCUGUGCUGGGCACCGUACUCGGCAAGGCAGCUUUGAUUUCCAACAUCUGGACGAAAUACACAUUCAUCGCGAUUCCCGGAUCCAUGCUGCUAUGGCUUAUUUUCCUUCCAGCUUACGGUUACGCAGCGCCCGCUCUCAACUUCUCCGUUGAAUACUACGGAACAAUCCCCGUCCUCUUCAAGUCACCCAUCUUCUACCUCAUGGCAUUUGCCUUGCCCGCACUGUGUCUUCUGCGUGACUUUGCUUGGAAGUAUGCUAAGCGCAUGUACUACCCACAGCAUUAUCAUCACGUCCAGGAGAUCCAAAAGUACAAUGUCCAGGACUACCGACCCCGGAUGGAGCAGUUCCAAAAGGCUAUUCGGAAAGUCCGACAGGUACAACGCAUGCGCAAGCAGCGUGGAUACGCCUUUUCACAAGCUGAUGAUGGCGGUCAAAUGCGUGUUUUGAAUGCUUAUGAUACUACCCAGGGCCGUGGACGGUAUGGUGAGAUGGCCAGUUCAAGAACUCCGGCGUUAUGA